Molecule: messenger RNA, 3059 nt
Organism: Cercospora beticola
Lineage: Eukaryota; Fungi; Ascomycota; Dothideomycetes; Mycosphaerellales; Mycosphaerellaceae
Biological process (GO): metaphase/anaphase transition of mitotic cell cycle; ubiquitin-dependent protein catabolic process; protein K11-linked ubiquitination
Cellular component (GO): anaphase-promoting complex
Molecular function (GO): ubiquitin protein ligase binding
Source: RefSeq, a predicted model, not a curated record
CGCUAACUGGGAAACUUGACAUCGCCACGACGCACGAUGCAACAUGGCUGCGGCCGUGGCUCAGACUGGGACACGAGGCCGCCAUGACGCUCUCUUCGACGCCGUGUUUGCGCCCAAGCAGCACACCACUGCUACCCCGGAGUCGACGCCAAAUAUCGGAACUCUCGCUUCUCCCGGAACAGCCUUCGGAGGCUUCAACCUGGCUGAUGACCCUGCAACGCAGACUGCGCUGUUCAACAGGCAAUGGAGCACCGCCACGCGCUUCCUCACACUGCCGAAUGGACUAGAAGGACAGCCGCGGGACUCGCGCGGUGGGCCGAGUCGACAGACCGAACAUGCGCUGCACUACCUGCUUUCGGCAGGUGCAACUCGCAAGCAGCUGACUCAAUGGUACAGCUACGAAAUCUCGACGCACUUUCGCAACUUUGUCCUGCCGCAUUUGCAAUUCUGGGAGAAGCCAAUCGCUGUGAACGAAGCUGCUCGGGUCCUCUCUGACACUGUGACAGUAUUGCAAGACGCAUCCAAGGUGUACUUUGCUGUCGGCGAGUCACUCGAUGAAGCACUCAAUCUUUUGCUCGCACAGUUCAUCAAGCAAGUCAGACAUGACUUUCACGUUCUCAUGUUGCACGCUCUGCCGCGACAACGCGUGCAGAAGACCUUGGCGAGCUACCUUUUCCAGUGCAUGGCCAACAGUAUCGAAACUUCCGGUCAGUCUGAGCAAUGCAUUGAUGACGAUGUUUGCUCAUGCAGCGUGGACCUCGACCUCAACGCUCUGAGCCAGCUGGAAGACGCUGGUCUUGGUGGUGCUUUAGGUGAGCGAGCAUUCGCACAUGCAGUCCACCGGCUGCUCCAAGGACCUGCCGUGGAGCGUCGCUGCUUUCAAGUGGAUUGGCAUGGGCAGACGAGUUGCGUGCAGCGACUGCGAACAUGGGUCCAUGACCGCAUGGUGCCUGCCCUGGAGAAAGCAGUGACUACUUUGGCUGGGAAGCAGACCAUGGGACUGCCGACUCAGCAAUUCGUGUCCGCCGCUGUUAACACCUUCGGUCGGUUACGCACGAGCGCUUUGUUCGAUUAUGUCAGCACAUGGCCCGCCAGCCAGGGCGCUCUACUCGACAUCAAGGAGUAUCUUCACGCUAAUGGCGCGAGUGAGAAGGCAUAUCUAUGCGCAAGCUUUUCCGAGCAGAUUCAUCGUCGCCUGUUCCACGCAGGUGCAAGCACUACGGAAAUUCUCGGCGUGUACAUCAAUGUUAUCCAUGUAUUCCGGUUACUGGACCCUCGUGGAGUGCUGUUGGAGAAGGUCGCUAUUCCGAUCCGAAAUUAUCUACGAAGUCGAGAAGAUACAGUCUCGACGAUUGCUGCUAGCUUCUUGAUCGACACACGCAACACCGAGCCGUCCGAACAUGAUCACGACAAGAUUUGUUUCGCAGUUGCUGAAGCUGUUAACAACACUCAAGACUAUGGCAAUUACGACGAGGCAGGCCGAGGUGGAAACGACCUGCAUUGGCUGCAGAAGAAUUGGAUGCCUGAUCCGAUCGAUGCUGGCCCGAACUGGAAAUCGUCCAAGAGCGAUGAUAUUGUGGCCUACAUCAUCGGUCUAUUCGAGCCUGAAGAUUUUGUGAAAGCAUUCUCUACGGCUCUCGGUCAGCAUCUGCUUCAGACCAAAGACCGUCGAUACUUCAAAGAGAUCUCGGUGGUAGAGUUGCUUAAAACACGUCUGGAGCCAGGAAUGCUGCAGCAUGCCGAAGUUAUGCUGAAAGACAUGCAAGAGUCCGCAAUUUUGAACCGAAGACUCAAUCCAGGCGACCAAGAGAUACCACCUUCUGUCCCACCAACGCCCAAAGAGCUGCAAAGUGCAAUACCGGAUGACGGAAUCACUUUGACCUCAUUAUAUGAGCAUUUCAAGAAUCGUGUUGACAGCACUCAAUUCCAGGCGACACUAAAAAUGGUCGCCAACAAACGCGACGACUUGUACUAUCCAAAGAGGACAAGGCUACCAGCAGAACGCACCAGGGAAAUGGCAAGCAAAGAGCAACAAAACGGAAAGACUGUGUUCGAAACGAAGGUGCUAUCAAGUCACUUCUGGCCCCCACUGCGCGAAGGCGACUUCAAAGUGCCACAACAAAUUGCUCAGCACAAAGAGCGGUACGAGCAGGCUUUCUCCCGCACUAGUGGACAAAGGAGACUGGAAUGGAGACCAGCUUUGGACAUCACGACCAUUACGCUCGACUUCCCAGAUCGAAGUGUAGAGGUGGAGGAUGUGGAAGUUUGGAAGCUCACUGUUGUCGAUGCUUUUGCCGAAGAGCGCCAUAAUAAUUCUGACGUACCGCCAAUCAUAUAUGAUAAGGACGAAGGCUUAUCGGUCGCGAGUCUCGCCGAAGCUCUUGAAAUGCCGGAAGACUACGUUCAAAGCGCAGUAAGCUACUGGAUGAACAAACGCAUCCUCUACGAGAAGUCUGCGGGUAUGUAUGCUGUCCUGGACAAUCUGGAUAUGGAUGUACCAAGCAUCGCGGAACCUUCACAACUAGACAUUGAAGAGGACGUGGGAGCAAUCAUGUCAGAGCAAGCUGUGCUGCGGCAAAAUGCGCCCACUUUCCAGACAUUCAUCGAGCAAAUGCUACGAAAUGGUGGCGCCAAGGAGAUUGGCGGUAUGAUGGGAAUCACGAGUAUCAUGAAGAUGGUGCUGCCGACUUUCACAUAUGGCGAUGAUGAAGUUAAGUGGUUGCUGGAGGACAUGGAGAGCCGGGGAGAUGUCGUGAGAAAGGGAGAGUCGUGGGCCGUUGCGAAAUAGAGUAGGCAAGUGCUGCGGAGAGCUUCGAUGCUCCCUGCAUGAACGUGAGGCCAAGCUGUGCAGAUCCUCUUCAGCUUUAACAACUCGCAUUAACCAGAACCAGAAUAGCGUGCAGCGCCUUCGAAAUCCACCCUCGAGAUCCAGCUGCUUCAGAUGUAAGCUGAAGGAUUCAGACACUGCACGCCCUUUGCGGGUUGCACCGAAUCCUGCUGCCACUCUCUCCGCUGCAACGUCGCCGAGGUCUUACGGCAGCAGAGCUGUCCCACCGCCC